Molecule: messenger RNA, 1421 nt
Organism: Anthonomus grandis grandis
Lineage: Eukaryota; Metazoa; Arthropoda; Insecta; Coleoptera; Curculionidae
Product: transmembrane protein 26
Exons: 6
Coding region: 312-1394 (360 amino acids)
Source: RefSeq, a predicted model, not a curated record
UUCUGAAUAGUAUUUUUCCGUGAUUACUUGAUUAAAAAUUAAAAUUUUCAAUGCAUUUAUGGCACCUAAUUUCAAAAUUUAAAAAAUUGAUUUUUUCUAUAAGUAUAAAACGAAAAGUAGCAAAUGCGGCAUCAUUAUUCUCAGAGUAAUUUUUUCUAUGAAAAUACGUAAUAAUAUACCAAUUGUUCCAUUUAAAAUAAAAAAGUUAGUGUCACUUCCUGUUAAACCGGUUUUGUCCGUCUGUCUUCCUUUAUCUAACCAGCAUAGUGCCGGCCAUAUGGCUUUUAGAACUGGACAAAGUGGACAAACGUAUGAAGGCAAGAGAAGAACUGGAUAUACCCAUGAAUUUUACUGCUAAUACUCAACUGAAAGAUCUUCACAAUCUUAUUGGGGUGGGGAUAAAACUACCGGACAUAUCCUUAAGUACCGAGACGUGGAUCACGUUGAUCGAACAAUUUUUAAUGUUGAUCCUGAUCAUCGGCAGAUGGAUGUUGCCAAAAGGUGAUCUGACACGGGAUCAACUGAGUCAAUUAUUGCUAGUUUACAUUGGAACUGCGGCGGAUAUUAUCGAAUUUUUUGACUCGUUCAAAGAUGACAAAAUAGCCGCCGAGCCUAUUUUGGUACUGCUGACCUUGGCCAUCUGGUCCUGGAGUCUUAUGCAAUUCACAGUAGUUCUAACGGCCACAAAAUCCAGAAAAUCCAGACUCACUUCUACAAGAGCAACCAUCAACAAGUCAGAGAGUUGUUGCACAAUCGACGUAUGGGGCAUAGCUCUAAACAUCACCCUCCAAGAUGCUCCUUUUCUGGUUUUUCGUCUGUUACUCAUCACUCAUUUCAAGAUCAUCUCUUAUAUGAACGUGUUUUUCACUUGUAAGAACACACUGGUUAUAUUGCUGCAGCUCUACAGGCUGUACGUGGUCUACAGUGAGCACACGAAGAAAAAGACCGACAACGUACAGCUUACUAGCAUAUCGAUUAUAUCAAAAGGGGACGCUUUUGGGGGGAAAAAGGAUAGAAAACGCAGAGGGAAAGGCAGGAAAGAGGAGGCAAAAUCAGAGGAGGAGGAAGAGGGUGAGAGCGGAAGGGAGACGACUAGACAUAAGAAAAAAAAUAAGAGCAUGCGCAAAGACACCGGCUACUCGACGGGUAGUUCCCACGCAAGCGCAAAACUACCGAAAAAACCGAGAAAAGGCAGCCCGACCCAGUCGCCGGAUUUCCGUAAGUCGCGUCGCGAGAAACAAAAGCUGAAACGGACCGAUAAGGACACCAGAGGGCGCAGGCGCAACGAGGACGCCUUCUCCGAAGAAAGUGACGAGUACAAACCGAAGAAAUCCGAGAAAUUCCGCAGGGAGGUGACUAGAUCGGCCAGUUCGAGUGACCCAUCGACCGAAUGACGUCACCAGUUGGCCAUUAUGGCUGUG